AUGAGUUCUGUUCUCGAGCAAUUGAAGGCCAGUUCUGUCGUUGUCGCCGACACCGGUGACUUUAACGGUGAGAGAGAGAAAGAGAACUAUAUUAUAGACGCUCCUUUUUUCCAGCUAUCAAGCAGUUCCAGCCGACCGAUGCGACCACAAAUCCGUCGCUCAUUCUUGCCGCUUCCAAGAUGGAGCAGUACGCUGCUCUUAUCGACGAAGCCGUCGUUUACGCGAAGAAACACGCGAAAGGCCACCAGCAGACCGUCGGGGCCGCCAUGGACCGCCUGUUCGUAGUGUUCGGAAAAGAAAUCCUGAAGACGAUUCCCGGAAGAGUUUCGACCGAAGUGGACGCCCGUCUCUCGUUCGACACCCAGGCAUCCAUCGAUCGGGCUCUCGGACUGAUUGCUCAGUACGAAAAGGAAGGAAUCUCGAAGGAUCGCAUUCUCAUCAAGCUCGCCUCUACGUGGGAAGGAAUCCAGGCGGCCAAGUGAGUGCUCCAGCCAUUCUCCUCGCAUUCUCCCGUUUCAGGUAUCUGGAAUCAAAGCACGGAAUCCACUGCAACAUGACUCUUCUUUUCAACUUUGAGCAGGCCGUCGCUUGUGCCGAGUCAGGAGUCACCCUUAUUUCUCCUUUCGUCGGCCGCAUCAUGGACUGGUUCGUGAAAAACACCGACCAGAAGACGUACACUCGCAAGGACGAUCCGGGAGUUGUGAGUGUGGCUCGCAUCUUCAAUUACUACAAAAAGUACGACUACAACACCCAAGUGAUGGCCGCCUCUUUCCGUAACACCGAAGAGAUAAAGGGCCUGGUCGGAUGCGACCUCCUCACAAUCUCGCCGGCUCUUCUGACCCAGCUCGCGGCGGAGACGGAAACUGCUCCGGUUGUUCUCAACAAGGCUCACGGUCAGAUAAAUUGAAGUCACUGCCGUCUUUUACUCUGCCAAUUUCAGCGAAAGAGCUCGAUCUUCCGAAGGUGACAGUCGACGAAAAGACAUUCCGUUGGGCCCUGAACGAGGACGCGAUGGCCACCGAGAAACUUGCUGAGGGAAUUCGCAACUUUGCGAAGGAUGCCAGAACUCUGGAGAAGCUGAUCGAAGCAAAACUCUAA
Molecule: messenger RNA, 1098 nt
Organism: Caenorhabditis sp. 36 PRJEB53466
Lineage: Eukaryota; Metazoa; Nematoda; Chromadorea; Rhabditida; Rhabditidae
Source: the annotation of a GenBank genome assembly